Molecule: messenger RNA, 2202 nt
Organism: Chionomys nivalis (European snow vole)
Lineage: Eukaryota; Metazoa; Chordata; Mammalia; Rodentia; Cricetidae
Gene: Cbx1
Product: chromobox 1
Exons: 5
Coding region: 239-796 (185 amino acids)
Biological process (GO): chromatin organization; negative regulation of transcription by RNA polymerase II
Cellular component (GO): nucleus; pericentric heterochromatin
Molecular function (GO): chromatin binding
Source: RefSeq, a predicted model, not a curated record
GGGCAGCGCAGAGUGAGAGGCUCUUUUGUUCGGCUGAGGGGAGGGCCGCUGGUGGGGCCUGCGGUACGCCGCUUCAGCUUGGCGUUCGACUGCGGCCGCCCGGCUUUCUGCUCCUCUGGGCGCUACUCCCUCGGGCCGCCCGACGCCACGCGCUAAGAGCGCGGUACCGAUUCCUCUCGGACUCUCGGGCGCUGCUACGAGCAGUGUCACCCUUUACACCGGAAAGCUGGCGGGUGCUAUGGGAAAAAAACAGAACAAGAAGAAAGUGGAGGAGGUACUAGAAGAAGAGGAAGAAGAAUAUGUAGUGGAAAAAGUUCUCGAUCGACGAGUUGUCAAGGGCAAAGUGGAAUAUCUUCUAAAAUGGAAGGGUUUCUCAGAUGAGGACAACACAUGGGAGCCAGAAGAGAACCUGGAUUGCCCUGACCUUAUUGCUGAGUUUCUACAGUCACAGAAAACAGCUCACGAGACAGACAAAUCAGAGGGAGGCAAGCGCAAAGCUGAUUCUGAUUCGGAAGAUAAGGGGGAAGAAAGCAAACCAAAGAAGAAGAAAGAAGAGUCAGAAAAGCCACGAGGCUUUGCCCGGGGUUUGGAGCCUGAGCGGAUUAUUGGAGCUACUGACUCCAGUGGAGAACUCAUGUUCCUGAUGAAAUGGAAAAACUCUGAUGAGGCUGACCUGGUCCCUGCCAAGGAAGCCAAUGUCAAGUGCCCACAGGUUGUCAUAUCCUUCUAUGAGGAAAGGCUCACGUGGCAUUCCUACCCCUCAGAGGAUGAUGACAAAAAAGACGACAAGAAUUAGCCCUCUUGAGUGCCAGCCCCUGUCACCUUCGACUGUGGGUUCCAAGUGGGGAGGGAAGGAGUUCUACUUGUCUUGACGCCGUAGAGGUGGCUUGAGAAGAUGUCCUUUGAAGAGCCAGCGUAGUUUCUGUGCCCUGCAGCAGCCCAAGUGCUUUAACUCGUUUCAAGCUGUAUAGUUUGCACACCCAUCCCAGUGGAGGGGAAGGGGUAAGUGUUUCAAGGCAACCCGUUCUGCGCUUUGCUAAGAAAGCGGAGGGCCUUCCAUGAAGGACAAAACCUGCAGAACUGGGGUGUGGGAGAGCAAAGAUACUGUCUAUCUUCAAAGAGCAUCUCCACAACCCACAGCCUUCUUCCCAAUAGUGUUAACUGCAUUUUUACAGCCUAGCAUGUGUGUAGUUUUUUGGCUAUUACUGGUAUAUUCAUUAGGGGUGGGAGGGUUGGGGCAGGGAGGAAGGGAGAUGGGUGGAAUCAUUUUGGUUAAAAUUUGGGACCUGAUUGGGGAAAUGGUGAAACAGUAGAAAGAACAGCUAACUAAUCAAUUGGUUCUAUGUCAAUAUUUUGCCUUUUCAAAAAAUUAUAUUGGCACCAUUAAUGAGGAUUGAGAGACUUAAAAAAUCUGUGAAUGCUGAAACCUAUAGCCAAGGUGCUCCCUACCUGAGCUCAUUGUGGCCCACAAAGGACAGAGCCAGUUCCCAAGUUACCAAAGCUGCCAUUUGAAGGUGGAAACUGACUGAGGAGGGACAAUUUUAUUGGAGAGUAUAAGCAGGCAGAUCAUUCUGCCUUAGAGGUGCUAAUUCCUGAAAUUGGAGAAAAAGACCUUUCUCUAAUUACGAAGUUACAAUAUCAGUUUGUCCAUCCAAGCCACUGGCUCAAGUAUUGCAGGAGGGCCUAUGGGAGGUGGGAGCAGAGGGCCUGCGCUCUUAGGGUGGAAACUCUUGGAGCCUCUGUUUUUUUGGUGUGGUGUUUUGUUUUAUUUUUGGGUUUUUUUUGUUGUUGUUUUGGUUUUUUUUUUUUAGUUUUGGUUUUUGUUUUAUUUUGGGUUUUUUUUUUUUUUUUCUUCAGCUAUGAACCCUGAAACUGCUUGUGGCAGGUUCAGUUACUGACAGCACAAAUUCCAUUGAGUCAAUUAAGGGUUGAAUGACUUCACAAGCCCUGGUCUCAGGAGAUUAACUUUCAUAUUGGGGUAGUGGUUCAUUUAAAAAUACAAGAUCUUCGGAUUAACUGAUGUCAAAGAUCCUGUCUUGAAUCAUGAGAUCCAUCAAUUUUUAGUAUUGUCUAGACCUGCAUUUAGGACUACAUUGUAAAAUCUUUUAAAGCAUGUGUUAGAUAUAUGUGAAAAUUUUGUUUAAAUGUAAACUUCAUACCAUACUGUCAGUUUUUGUCUUAAUAAAACUAUAGAUUUAUAAU